CAGCAGUGAGGAGCAGCAGGAGAGUGAGAGGAUCCCAGACCGCGGGAGCCGGAGCCGGAGCCGCCCGCCGAGCCGGGAGCGCGACCCGCCGCCGCCGCCGCCGCCCUCCCCCCGCCUGGAACCGGAGCCCGAGCCGAGGGAGCGCUCCCCGCCCAGCCGCCCGCCCGCCAGUCAGCCCGUGGCUCUGUCCAUGGCCGCGGCGCCCCGGCGGCGGCGGCGGCAGCAGCAGCAGCAGCAGCCCUGAGCAGGAGCCCGAGCCGCCGGGCCCCGCUUCUCGCCGCCGCCCCCGGUUUUCCGGAGCUCGGGGCGGGCAGGCGGGGGGCCGGAGUGCGCGUCGCCUCGGGGCCCGGGCGGGCGGACGGGCGACAUGCGCCCGGCUCGGCUUUGAUUCUUAGUUUCUAGUCCCCGCCUUCCUCCCGGGGUCCCCUCCACCCCCAGCUUGGCCCCGGCUUCCCUUUAAGCGCCCAGGACCCGCUCGGGCCGCGGGGAGGUGGGGGAGGGGCGCUCUCGCUUUCUCGGGGAGCGAGCCCCCCUACAGCCCGAGGCUCGGCCGGGGAUGGGGGGCAAGCAGAGCACGGCGGGCCGCUCCCGGGGCCCCUUCCCAGGCGUCUCCACCGAUGACAGUGCCGUGCCCCCGCCGGGGGGAGGCCCCCACUUCGGCCACUAUCGGACGGGCGGCGGGGCCAUGGGGCUGCGCAGCCGCUCCGUCAGCUCGGUGGCCGGUAUGGGCAUGGACCCCACCACGGCCGGAGGGGUGCCCUUCGGCCUCUACAGCACGGCGGCCGCCCGGGGGGCCGGCGAUACCGAAAGGGCACCGGGCGGCGGCGGCUCCGGGGCCGACUCCACGUAUGCCCACGGCAAUGGUUACCAGGAGACAGGUGGUAGUCACCAUAGAGACGGGAUGCUGUACCUGGGCUCCCGAGCAUCGCUGGCAGAUGCGCUCCCUCUGCACAUCGCACCCAGGUGGUUCAGUUCGCACAGCGGUUUCAAGUGCCCCAUUUGCUCUAAGUCUGUGGCUUCUGAUGAGAUGGAAAUGCACUUUAUAAUGUGUUUGAGCAAACCACGCCUCUCCUACAAUGAUGAUGUGCUGACUAAAGACGCAGGAGAAUGUGUGAUCUGCCUGGAGGAGCUACUUCAGGGAGACACCAUAGCUAGGCUGCCCUGCCUCUGCAUCUAUCACAAAAGCUGUAUAGAUUCAUGGUUUGAAGUGAACAGAUCCUGUCCAGAGCACCCUUCCGACUGAUUCAUCGGGCACGCUUGCUGCCUCCUCUCAAAGAACAGAUGAUGUCAGACCAAUCAGGGACAUCUGCUAUUUUUACCUUCACCUCAAAUAUUGAUGACUUGGGGAGAGAAGAGGAGAGGAGCCUGUUGCUGGAUUGCAAUCCUGAAAUCCUGUCAUGAUGUUUGGCUUCAGGGGGCUCCCCACAGACACCAACAGCAGACAUGACACACUGGGCCCCCGGCCUCUGGUGGGAUGGAGCUGCUGCUGGCCCUCUGGCCAGACGGAGCACGACCUAUUUAUUACAGUCCACAAAAGGACAGCCCCCUGUCCCCGGGACACAGCCCCCAGGUACCAGACAGAGCUUGGAACCCAUGGGGACAGGCCCCCUUCUGCACUGACUUUGAGAGAGCUGUUUUCCCCCUUCUCCCUGGAGGACACCACAUCAGAGGAGGAAGAAUUGGAAAGAAGAAGUAACCACAGUCCUCUCCCCUCUCCCCCCACUCCACCUCAUCCCACCCCAGGAGGGAAAGGGCAUUUUCUUUUACCUUUGAAAGGCAUUGUGGGUCUGUCUUUAACGUGUUUACAAACAAACAAGUUUCGUGUCCACUGGUGUUUUUCCUGGUGAUGUUUACAAGAUUCCUGUUUUGUGUGACUGAACCCAGCCAAGUCCUCACAGCCAGCAUUCUCUCCUUGUCCCCCCUCCGCGUCUACCUUUAUGCCCAUCUCCAAUUUCGGUUUGCAUUCUCCUCUCACCUCCAGACCCCACUCGGUGUCACGACUCCUAAUUGCCAAAAGACAAAUCUCCAAGACCUUUCCUCCUGUUUUCUCUUCCUCUUCCAUUUCCAUUUCUUCUCCCCUUUCCUCACCCAGUUUUGGUCUUCAGUACAGUUCAGAGGAUCUCAAAAUCACAAGUGUCCUGCAAAGAUGCCUGAACAUUUUUCUUAGACCCUUGUGGAUAUUUUCUCUCUCUCUCUUUUUUUUUCAAAAAACUUUUAAAAAUUUAUUAAAAAAAAAAAAAAAAGGAAAAGAGGUACAGCCACACCCCUGUUUUCAGGCACUCUGUUUGAGAACAUUUUAGCCAUCAACGUUCACACGUGGCAUCAGCCCAUGCAGGAUAGGUUUAUGUAUUUAUAUAUUAAAAAAGAAAAAACUUAAAACGUUUAAAAAAUUGUUCAAAGCUUGGGGGAAAAGCUUUCUUCAUUAGUCAAGGUGUUUUGAUAUGGUAUUAAAAUAAUGUUCAAUAAAAGAUGCUUGGUGUGAUUUUAUUUUAA
Sarcophilus harrisii (Tasmanian devil) is the source of this 2493-nucleotide messenger RNA. It is a transcript of the gene ZNRF1, whose product is annotated as zinc and ring finger 1. NCBI's taxonomy places the organism in Eukaryota, Metazoa, Chordata, Mammalia, Dasyuromorphia, Dasyuridae. The transcript has 5 exons. The coding region runs from base 557 to 1243 and encodes 228 amino acids. The record is from RefSeq and is a predicted model, not a curated record.